AAAAAAAAAGGCAUCAGGGAACGGAAGUAAGCCUAGUUUGACAUUCCUGGAGGAGCUCUGUAGUCAUACUGAUAACGUGAGUUAUACGCGCACCUCGCAGCUUUUAAAAUGUCACCACACCAAGUUAUUAUGACGACCAUGUGCCUACUGUUAACUGAUAGUUUCAUCCACUUAGCUUGUGUUUGCCUCAGAAGGUUGGGAACAGAUAGAUAAUAGCUACAAAAGGGAAGCUUUAAAUUAGGAACAUUAACAAUUUAUCCAGCCAUCUGAAUUAUUGGAAUUUCAUUCAGUAACUGACCAGUUAUGACUUGUACAUGGUCAUAUGCGUCAAAUCAUACAAUGGAUGGCGUGUUUUACGUUUGUUGUGCUUGGCAUAUAUGGCAGAUUUUGCUUUCCUUUUUUUUUACAGUCGUCGAUUGCAAUAGCUGGUAUGUAUGUUAAUGUUUCUACAUGUAUGCGCACAAAUACCAGUAGCCGUUUGGUUUGGAAUACAAUUGAAGCUUCUUGUCGUGAAUAGGUCAUGAUUCGAUUCCUGUUUUCUGGCGGAACGAGGUAAAUUGAGUAUUCAUAUCGAAGAUUUAAAGCACGCUUAAGGAGUUUUCAUAAGUCUAUUUGCUAUUAAAAUAGGAACUAUAGAAGCCCAACGCACGCAAAUCAAGGCAAAAAUCAUAAGAUAGCGCAUGUAGGCGCCAUGAUGGCGGCCACGUUAAACUGUGUUCCGUUUUAUUUAGUAUUUCUGCUGUUCUUCGCUGGUAUCUCUGAUUUUAAGGACAAUAAUCCCUUUUCUACCAACAUUAAGUUUGUGUCAAGACAGUUACAACAUCCUGGCUUGCGGCAUUUUGACUAUUUCGCUCGGAUUGUUCAACAAGCAAUCUCGUCAACAAAGAAGGUACAACGCCGGCCGAUUUCUGUAUGGUGUAGGCAUGGUCACUUUUGUCUUUUAAUCCGAAAGAAGAACAUCACUGUCAAUAUGGAUGUCGAGAAAAACCCUGGUCCUGCUAUUGUUCUAAACUCCAGCCUCUCAAGUCUGGUGGAUAGUCGCAUGGUAAAUUUUAACAGUCGCUACGAAUCGUCGCCAUUGUCCUUGUCCUCGCACGUUCAGAUGCGAUUUAACUGCUAUGCAAAUCCGCAACAACGUCUUGUUUAUUCCAGAGAUGAGUUAUUCUCUUUUCGUUUCGAAUCUCCGAGAUUCAAACCAUGUCCACGAAUUUUAAAUAAUUUGAAAAUGAACUCAUUGCUGCGGUAUCGUGGAAAACGAGCUGGAAGAUCUAAAGAGUUUCGGUGUGACAAUAGAGCGAUACGAGUUCUCAACCGACCUCGCUAUACGCCGACCUUUCGGCAUGCAAGGGUGCGAAUUCUCAUAUCUCUUACUUUUUGUGAUUCUCCACGGCCUCCCUCAAUCUCUCACUCGAAACUGACUACAGUCAGCUUUGCUCUUUUCAACGCCCAAUCUGUGAGAAACAAAUGGUUACCGAUAAAGGAUUACAUCGUUAGCAACGAUAUUGAUAUUUUUGCUCUCACUGAAACUUGGCUCCAUCCUGAUCGCGAUGAUCAAGUAAUCGGGGAUUUAACUCCUGAUGGAUAUUCGUUUAACCAUCUGCCCAGACAACUCGGUAAUGGUGGCGGUGUGGGUAUUCUUAUCAAGAAUGGACUUCAUGUGAAGGAAUCAACUGGAAGAACUCGUGAUUUUACUUCCUUUGAGUUUUUUGACUUGCUGAUCGCGUCUGCUUCCUCUCGGGAAUUUCGUGUCCUGGUUAUUUAUCGCCCUCCUUCUUGCAAUUGUUCAAUGUUUCUUGAUGAUUUUGGCCGACUAAUGGAGCAAUAUAUCACAGACUCUUCGCAUCUUCUAGUUGCUGGUGAUUUUAAUUAUCGUAUUGAUGAUGCUGCUGACAAAGCCUCAUCUGAUUUUUGCAACCUUCUUGGAUCACUAAAUUUAAAGCAGCAUGUCGAUAAGCCAACGCACAGCGCUGGUCACACUUAGACCUUUUAAUCACGAGAGAUGAGCCUCUAGCCCUUAACAUUUCAGUUUGUCACAGGACGAAAUAUCAAGAAUCCGUAACGGAAACGUGGUAGAAAUAUGUGAAACCGUCGCGGAAACACGACGGU
Orbicella faveolata is the source of this 2106-nucleotide messenger RNA. RefSeq lists its product as uncharacterized. NCBI's taxonomy places the organism in Eukaryota, Metazoa, Cnidaria, Anthozoa, Scleractinia, Merulinidae. The record is from RefSeq and is a predicted model, not a curated record.